This is a messenger RNA of Rhinopithecus roxellana (golden snub-nosed monkey), 2170 nucleotides long. It is a transcript of the gene SPTLC2, whose product is annotated as serine palmitoyltransferase long chain base subunit 2. Gene Ontology annotation, cellular component: serine palmitoyltransferase complex. Bases 221 to 1903 code for a protein of 560 amino acids. The record is from RefSeq and is a predicted model, not a curated record. The transcript is spliced from 12 exons. Gene Ontology annotation, biological process: sphingosine biosynthetic process; ceramide biosynthetic process. Lineage: Eukaryota; Metazoa; Chordata; Mammalia; Primates; Cercopithecidae. Gene Ontology annotation, molecular function: pyridoxal phosphate binding; serine C-palmitoyltransferase activity.
UGCCGUUUUUUCUCUUCGCUGCGUGGCCUUGGGCGAGCCGGGUCCUCUGCGGAGAGCGCCCCGCCCUCUGUGAAGGCCCGCCCGGGAAUUGGCGGCGGCGCUGCAGCCAUUUCCGGUUUCGGGGAGGUGGGUGGGGUGCGGAGCGGGACUUGGAGCCGCCGCCGCCGCUGCCGCUGCCGCCGCCCACAGAUCCUGCCUUGCGCCUGGUGCUGCCAGGAAGAUGCGGCCGGGGCCCGGAGGCUGCUGCUGUCGCCGCACGGUGCGGGCGAAUGGCUGCGUGGCGAACGGGGAAGUACGGAACGGGUACGUGAGGAGCAGCGCCGCAGCCGCAGCCGCCGCCAGCCAGAUCCAUCAUGUUACACAAAAUGGAGGACUAUAUAAAAGACCGUUUAACGAAGCUUUUGAAGAAACACCAAUGCUGGUUGCUGUGCUCACAUAUGUGGGGUAUGGUGUACUCACCCUCUUUGGAUACCUUCGAGAUUUCUUGAGGCAUUGGAGAAUUGAGAAGUGUCACCAUGCAACAGAAAGAGAAGAACAAAAGGACUUUGUGUCAUUGUAUCAAGAUUUUGAAAACUUUUAUACAAGAAACCUGUACAUGAGAAUAAGAGACAACUGGAAUCGGCCAAUCUGUAGUGUGCCUGGAGCCAGGGUGGACAUCAUGGAGAGACAGUCUCAUGAUUAUAACUGGUCCUUCAAGUAUACAGGGAAUAUAAUAAAAGGUGUUAUAAACAUGGGUUCCUAUAACUAUCUUGGAUUUGCACGGAAUACUGGAUCAUGUCAAGAAGCAGCUGCCAAAAUCCUAGAGGAAUAUGGAGUUGGAGUGUGCAGUACUCGGCAGGAAAUUGGAAACCUGGACAAGCAUGAAGAACUAGAGGAGCUUGUAGCAAGGUUCUUAGGAGUAGAAGCUGCUAUGGCGUAUGGCAUGGGAUUUGCAACGAAUUCAAUGAACAUUCCUGCCCUUGUUGGCAAAGGUUGCCUGAUUCUGAGUGAUGAGCUGAACCAUGCAUCACUGGUUCUAGGAGCCAGACUGUCAGGAGCAACCAUUCGAAUCUUCAAACACAACAAUAUGCAAAGCCUGGAGAAGCUAUUGAAAGAUGCCAUUGUUUAUGGUCAGCCUCGGACACGAAGGCCCUGGAAGAAAAUUCUCAUCCUUGUGGAAGGAAUAUAUAGCAUGGAGGGAUCUAUUGUUCGUCUUCCUGAAGUGAUUGCCCUCAAGAAGAAGUACAAGGCAUACUUGUAUCUGGAUGAGGCUCACAGCAUUGGCGCCUUGGGCCCCACAGGCCGGGGUGUGGUGGACUACUUUGGCCUGGAUCCUGAGGAUGUGGAUGUUAUGAUGGGAACAUUCACAAAGAGUUUUGGUGCUUCUGGAGGAUAUAUUGGAGGCAAGAAGGAGCUGAUAGACUACCUGCGCACACAUUCUCAUAGUGCAGUGUAUGCCACGUCAUUGUCACCUCCUGUAGUGGAGCAGAUCAUCACCUCCAUGAAGUGCAUCAUGGGGCAGGAUGGCACCAGCCUUGGUAAAGAGUGUGUACAACAGUUAGCUGAAAACACCAGGUAUUUCAGGAGACGCCUGAAAGAGAUGGGCUUCAUCAUCUAUGGAAAUGAAGACUCUCCAGUAGUGCCUUUGAUGCUCUACAUGCCUGCCAAAAUUGGCGCCUUUGGACGGGAGAUGCUGAAGCGGAACAUCGGUGUCGUUGUGGUUGGAUUUCCUGCCACCCCAAUUAUUGAGUCCAGAGCCAGGUUUUGCCUGUCAGCAGCUCAUACCAAAGAAAUACUUGAUACUGCUUUAAAGGAGAUAGAUGAAGUUGGGGACCUAUUGCAGCUGAAGUAUUCCCGCCAUCGGUUGGUACCUCUACUGGACAGGCCCUUUGACGAGACAACAUAUGAAGAAACAGAAGACUGAGCCUUUUUUGGUGCUCCCUCAGAGGAACCCUUCCUCACCCAGGACAGCCUGUGGCCUUUGUGAGCCAGCUCCAGGAACCACACUUCUAUGGCCAUCUCAUGUGACAUUGCCUCAACUACUGAAGGUGGCCACCUCCACUCUAAGUGACAUUUUGUAAAUAGUAAAAAACUGCUUCAAAUCCUUCCUUUGCUAAGUCUCACCUUUAAAAACGAAGGUGACUCACUUUACUUUUUCAGUCCAUUAAAAAAACAUUUUAUUUUGUAACCA